Molecule: messenger RNA, 1351 nt
Organism: Klebsormidium nitens
Lineage: Eukaryota; Viridiplantae; Streptophyta; Klebsormidiophyceae; Klebsormidiales; Klebsormidiaceae
Source: the annotation of a GenBank genome assembly
GUGAAGAGUGUCUGUAAAAGGGAUACACUGCUACAAAAUACGGUAUUCUGCAAGCACAAUCAGGGCGGUGAGUUGAAGUUUGACUGUCGCCGCUUGGCAUCAUCAGUGACAUCAAUUCCCAGCAGCUUCUGACCUCCGCAUCUGCUCCCGCAUCUUAGGAGAAGCCAGUGAGCUGCUUCAGAAUCCAAUGCACACAACAUAUGCUCGCCCGGGCGGCACGCCGAGCCACGGCCGGCGCGGAUCCCAUCUUCCCCUAUGGAAGCGCUGGACACCCAGUUUGGCGGGGCUAUUGGUGCUCAUUUCUUUGUUGGCGCUGGCACCCAUUGUCCUGUUGAUGGUGCGCCUGGGGGGACCCGGAAGCAACCCCAGAACUGUUUCCCUGACCACCUGUCAGAAGAUACUCUCCCCCCCGCUCGUCUGUGCUCAUGGAGGAGACACUUCCGCCGCUCCACCAAAUACUCACGCCGCAUACAUGUUGGCACUUGAGGCGAAGGUUGAUUGCAUGGAGAUUGACGCAUCCAGAACAGCUGAUGGGAUGCUGGUUGCCAUACAUGACCGGGACCUGCAGCUGAUUACUGGCCGCAAAUACGUAACAACUGGGGACUUGACAUUGGAAGAGAUCCGGCAGCUUGACGCCGGAGCGCGGCAUCCCCGCUCGUUCCAUGGGGAGAAGGUGCUGCUUCUGGAAGACGCUCUGCGGCUAGUGUCGAAGCACUUGGUUCAGAUUGUGGUGGACGUCAAGAUCGGGCCGCCACGUGGAGAGGAAGGCCUGGCGCAAGACGUCGUGGAUGUGAUGAACAGGGCGGGCUGCACCAACUGCCUCGUGUGGGCCAAGUACGACACGCUCCCCCUCGCGGUGCAAGCGUUGGAACCCUUGCGAAAGGUCGGGUAUAUCCUAAACAACGAGACCCAUCCCAACCGGAGGGAGGAGAGCUUUGUGAGGCACGCGGGAAUGCAGGUUGUCGGGGCCCACUGGGCGGUCGUCGAUGAAACGCUGGUGAAACUAGCGCAAAGGCACAGCAAGGAAAUAUACACGUGGACUGUCAAUGAAGGAGGGAUAAUGCGUAAUCUGCUAGACAUCGGAGUUGCGGCGAUUGUGACGAAUCACCCUCGAAAGCUCAAAGGAGAGAUACACGCGGCACGAAAUGCAUGUAAAGAGGCCGGUUACGUAGUGUGACGGGAGCGUAUGGAAGCCUAUUGAAGAACGUUAAGAAGAGGUUUUCAUAUCAGUGUAAGGAUGUCAAACAAUGCGCCUUCUCACAAGGUAAGGCAUGGCAUUUCGAUAUUUGCUUGCACUUGAAUGAUCAGUGCAAAAGUGACACGUGUUUUCCUGCUUCAUGAUGGUCGAGCC